GUGUAACAUGUGUAAGGAGGAUAAAUUAUACAUGCAUUUUUUUUUUUCAUUUUCACUAUUGGUAGACAAAUCAAAAUAUAUAUUUCUUUUUUUUUUCAUUUAUAAUUGUGCAAGUACUCAAUAAAAACUGUUUGUUUGUAUUUUUUUAGGACAACCUCCAGCAGUUAGAGAUUUACAGAUACACUACAGUUUUGACUAUGCCCAACAGGUGUUAUACCCUCACUAUGCUCAGCAAGUAGGGCCUUUACUUCAAGACACCACGUAAAUGCGGUUGCUUUGGAGUUUGCUGUGAAUCUUCAGGCUCUCAGAUUUUCUACUCAGUUGAUGAGAAGUACAGUGCUGCUGUUGGUAGGGAUGCAAAUAGUGUAGUAUCAAUGGUCCACCAUAACUUCCAGCAUCAUGGCUAUGGAGAGAAGAAUGUGUCACUACAUAUGGACAACUGUACUGGACAAAAUAAAACCAAUGUGGUAAUAAGUUAUGGAAUGUGGCGUGUGAUGAUGGGUUUACAUGAUGCUUUGGAGUACAGCCUGAUGGAAGCUGGGCAAACAAAAUUCAGUCCUGACUGGCACUUUGGCCUGUGGAAGGAGGUCUUUUAAUACAGUUUGUACUGCAUAGACUAAGAACCUUUCAAACCAUUUUUGUACGUUGGCGUCACUCAACAGCGGAAACGUUAGAAGACAUUUCUAAGACCGUCUCUGAUUCUUCUCGUGGUGGACACAGCAUUCCCCAGCUAGUAGAGGACCCAACCAAACCAGUGGUAUUUUAUGACUGGGUAGAGUUCCUAAAGCAGUUUUUCAAACCAGUACCACAUUUGAAAAAGUAUCAUCAUUUUAGGUAGGUUAAGUAUUUGAUAUAAUUUGUAGAGACUAGAGCAAUUAUGUUAAGAGUGUUAUUUUUUACACAUUGAAUCAAUUACUCAGUGUAAAACUUUAAGUGACACAUUGUAAAUAACCUUAAAUCCUUAAGUGUGACUGUUGCUGAGAUAAAUGCAUGACACUCGUAGAAACUGUUGCCUGUAUUAUGUCUUAAUUAUGAAAACAAGACUGCUUCAUGCAUGUAAAAAUACUGACCACUAGUGACCAGACAUAACUGGACACAUUGAAAUGCAUACACCAAACAGUCAAAUUGAUGACAUUGUCUUGCUCACUACAACAGACAACAAAAAUAACAUAAUUGUCAUUUAGUUCAUUUUCAAAGAAAUUUCCUAAUCGUUUUACUAUUCCUGAGCUGGAUGCCUGUAGACAUUGGUACUUAUAUAUUGAGAUAGCGCCACUUUGCAACAAAAGCUGUGUGUGCCCAAAGCCAGCAAUACCAAAACCGUCAAAAGUUAAAACUCAGGCGUUUAAAACGAAAAGUGAAUGAAAAAUGUGUAUAACAUUUUAAUAUAUACAGAGAAAUAUCAGCUCAAUGUGUUUUCUGAAACGUUUAGUAAUUAAUUUGAAAGUGUUGUGUACUUUUUUAAAGGUUAAAGACCUAAAUUUAAUAUCUGAAAAUAUGAACAAAUACUACAUAUUGUUUAUGUUAACAGUUGAAUUUACAAGUCAAUGUGUACCAACAUAACAGUUACUAUGCUAUUGUUAAAUAUAAUACACACUGAAUAAACACAGUAUAAAUAUGUUCUUCCUCUAGAACACUGUUAGAUUAUUAAACAAUGGACUAUUAAUGCAUGGCAGUUAAUUAUGAAUGUAGUUCUACAUACACAAUUUAUUUAAUAUAUAUAGUGAAGUUAAAGAUAUUUUAUGAGAUGUUCUACAUUUGAAGUAAUCAUCUAAGUAUUUAAUAUUUUAGUGAAUGAUAGCCACUGGGAAUAUAUACAAUGUGGAAUGAUAGCCACUGGGAAUAUAUACAAUGUGGAAAUAUUUAAUGCAACUAAGAUGAAAAAUAACUACCCUCCAGGAUGAAUAUGUUUGAAAUGAUAUGUUACUUGAAAAAAUAUGUAAAAUUAAGAGAAUCCUUUAUAAAAAUGAAUUCGUCAUUUUACAAAAAAGUGUUGUUGCCAUGGAAACAGAACUAAAGUAGUAAGUAUGUGUGCUUUCUGUUUCAUAUUAGAGUAAAAUAACUUUGAAUUAUAUGUAAACACUUUAAUUUUGUAAAAUCAACACUGAUACAUUUGAUUUUUAAUUGACAUUGUCAUUGAGCAAUGUGUCAUACAUUUGAAGUAGAUUGAUGCAUUUAAGUAUUUAAUAUUUAUGGAAUUGCCUUUAGAUAUUAUUUGGAUGAACAUAAAUCAGAAAUAUACAAGUUCUUUUAAUUCUAGGGAACUAAUAUACUGGUACAACAGUGGACUGUUUUAAUUUACCUUGUUUUUGCAUCAGAUGUAGGCUGAAAUCUCUGUUGACUUGAUAUUUUAGCAAUUUUGAUGUGUUUUGUUGC
Mercenaria mercenaria is the source of this 2373-nucleotide messenger RNA. RefSeq lists its product as uncharacterized. The record is from RefSeq and is a predicted model, not a curated record. NCBI's taxonomy places the organism in Eukaryota, Metazoa, Mollusca, Bivalvia, Venerida, Veneridae.